This is a messenger RNA of Theobroma cacao (cacao), 1437 nucleotides long. Its product is annotated as protein FANTASTIC FOUR 2. The record is from RefSeq and is a predicted model, not a curated record. Lineage: Eukaryota; Viridiplantae; Streptophyta; Magnoliopsida; Malvales; Malvaceae.
CUUCUUUCAUGUUCACUGCUUUGUUCCUUGCCAAUUUCUCUCCCUCCCCAAAGCCACCCAGCUUCAUUGACAAUCAAAAACCGAUACAUUGGGGGGUUUUUUCUUUUUAUAAAAAGCUUUCUCUUUCAUCUGCAUCCCCACCUCUCCAUUUGAUCUCAGAAAACUCCAAAAAGGGGUGAGGAAAAAAGAAGGAUUUUUUUUCCCUUUUCAUUUUUAAUCUAAGAAAGCAAAGCUCCCCUGUUCCUCCCCUGUUUCCUCUGUUUUUCCCAACAUUUUAUUGUGGAUAAGAAAAUGUCCUCAAAUGUCUGUCAAGGGUUGCAAUCAUGCCUCGAGCCAAGGCUCGUCGAAUCACGUUUUUUGAGGCUUAAACUGGCUCCACCAAAAACGAAUUUUUCUGGCUCCAUUGUUCCUAGGCCCUGUUUCACAAACCCUGCCCUUACUGAGACCAAGCCUUCGCCCUAUAAUGAAGAAAAGAACACCUCCAUCACCCACAAUGAGAGCGACACCAAUGAUUGCAAACUGAUUGGUGGCAAUCAAAAUGUUGACAGGGGUGGGUGGAGUUUCCUGCAGUCCCUCGCCGCCAACGCCAAAGAUUCUACGGAGAAUGACAAAGUUUAUGUGCACCCUCUUGUUAAGCGUUCAGCAUCUAUGCUAAGUGAAAAGAGUCUUGAAAUGUGCACCGAAAGCUUAGGGAGUGAAACCGGCAGUGAAGUUAGCGAGAGCAGCGAUGACAUUUCCUUGCUUUCAUUGGAAACCGUGGUUUGCAAUCCAUCAAAACCAAGGGAAAGUUUGGUGGCUAGAAAAAUGACUCGUAGCAGCAGCUUUCCACCUCCUUUGACAUCCAUUAGCGGUUCCAAUGGUGUUCAAGUUAGGUCUCACCGGGAAGGCGGCCGCCUAGUUCUGCAAGCCGUCAGCAUCCCUCCUUGUCAUAGUUACUUCCAUGCAGAACGAAGCGAAGGGAGGCUUAGGCUUUCCCUUUUGAAGGAUGCUACCCCGAUUUUCGGCGACGAAGGCGGCCAAGAGGAAGACCAAGAAGUAGUAGAGGAGGACGAACAUGGUGAGGUAGUUUACGAAAAGAAAGGAGUAGAGGGAGAAGUUGAAGAUGAGGAGUGUUAUUGGGGAGAGGGUAUGGAAGGAAAUAGUGGGAAUGUUGGUGGUGAAAUUGGGACAGGGAAGUUGCCUAGGCCAAGCAGCUGCAAAGAAAGUGGGCGUGGGCACAAAGGUUUGCUCAAUUGGGGGCCAUUCUGGGUGGCAACUUAAAAGCUAAAAGGUUGAAGAUUUUUCUCAACCCCGGAGAACUACUAUUAUUGGAUUCCCUAAUUUCCAUUUUUCUCCUUUUUUAUUUUUAUUUCUAAUUUUCAGUUAUUAAAGUUUGAGAUUUCCGUACCAUGGAUUUCCUAAAAUAUGCUUAUGGUAGUUAUUAUCGUUAUUGGACCA